CUGCGAUGUCCCGGAUGUUGAGAGCGCCGGAAGAGAAGCAGGUGUCUUCCUUGGCCAUCUUGUGUUUGUCCACCGUGAGCCGUUCGCUCAAAGCCUCGAAGAAUCGGAGGAGAAUCCCGCUGUUGGGGCGCCAUCAUGCCCGGGCAUCUGCAAGAAGGCUUCGGCUGCGUCGUUACCAAUCGCUUCGACCAGCUAUUGGACGACGAAUCCGACCCCUUCGAGAUAUUAAAGGCGGCCGAAAACAAGAAGAAAGAUGCGGCCGCGUCAGGAGGCUCGAAGACGGCAGCUCAAGCUGCAAAACAGCCGAAAAAGGAGUCCCAGAAAGACAGGAAAAACACAGCGCAGGACAAGAAAGAAGACAUCCAGCCCCCCGUGCCACUUAAGAAGGAGGGGAUGAGGAGGGUUGGCCGGAAGCCGGAGCAACAGCAGGGUCCAGCCAGCUCCCAACACCCGGGAGGUCCAGGAGAGGGUCGACCCGGAGACAGGAGGCCUGACAGACGACCUCCUCGUGAGCGACGCUUUGAUAAACCCGCUGACGAGAAGCCAGAGGGGGGAGAUUUCUCUGCGGACAAGCCAAUUGGGGAUAAGCCAUCUAGAGGACGUGGAGGAGGACGAGGAAUGGGCCGCGGGGGCCGAGGACGAGGGAUGGGACGCGGAGACGGUUUUGAUUCCCGGGGGAAACGUGACUUUGACAGACACAGCGGCAAUGAUAAAGCUCGACAGAAAGGAGAGGAGAAGCGCAGUGGGAGCGGCUCGCACAACUGGGGCGGUGUGAAGGAAGAAACCAGUGAGCUUGAUCAGUCUGCAGCACCUGAGCCUGUGCCUGAAGGUGAAGAACACGCCCCUGCUGACUCCGAAAACAAGGAAAAUGAAGUAGAGGAGGUGAAGGACGAAGGCCCGAAGGAGAUGACCCUGGACGAGUGGAAGGCCAUGCAAGACAAAGAACGAGCCAAAGUCGAGUUUAACAUCCGCAAACCCAACGAGGGAAACGACGGUCAGUGGAAGAAGGGCUACGUACUGCACAAGUCAAAGAGCGAGGAGGUUGGCACGGUAGGUGAACGGCAUGCUGGAUCUGUGAUUGAAGCUGGAGAUGUUGACCCCGACUCAUUCCACAAGGCUGAAGAAGGUGGAGAUCACCACUUCCGUAAGCCAGCCAAUGACAUCACCUCGCAGCUGGAGAUAAACUUUGGAGAUUUGGGUCGGCCUGGACGCGGGCGCGGAGGCUCUCGUGGGGGACGUGGCGGUCGCGGUGGUGGCGGUGGCAGCGGCGGGGGACGACCAAGCCGAGGCGGAGGCAGAUCUGAGAAGGGUGGAGGUGUUUCCGUUCCCAACGUUGACGAUCCUGAGGCUUUUCCAGCUCUGGCUUAAACACCCAAACCUCCUCUCCUCUUCAAACGCUUGCAUGCUUAUGGAUUGUUCGACCAUAGAAACCAGAGAAGUGAGACUGUCAUCCGUACAUACACUGAGAACUGACUUUUACCUGCGGAAAACAAUGAGAAAAACACAAAGGACUUCUUAUUACACUGAAGCAAAUUCUGGGUAGAGGUUUUGUAUUUAGAGACACGAUAGCAGGGAUGUUCAUACAGUAUUUUUUGUUUUGUUGUUGCUCUUCUCCUCCUUUCUUUCCCCCCAGAGAUUAUGCAUUCGCCAUAAAUAUUUUUUUAUCGCUGCUUGAAUGUAUGCAUUUUCCAGAUAGACUUUUGAAGUGUGUUGUGAACGCUUCAAGCUUUCCCCCCUGUGUAAUUGAGUUUAUUUCUCUCUCGACGGCUCUACCAAAUGCAGAACGUUUUUUUUUUCUUCUCUCCACCAAGUGAGAAUGCGAGACUUGUGACGAUUUUACUAUCAACAUAUAUAUAUAUAUAUACAUAAGUAAUGUAUAUUUGACUAUUUUAAAUGUUUCGAAAGAAGGUCAAGCUCAGCCUCUUGUUAUUUAGAUUUGUUUUUGACCCGUAGCACGAAGCAAAAUGUGUCGUCUUGAUCUUGCUGUGGGUUUUUAUUUUAUUUCUGUCGCCCUCUGCUGGACAUGUGAUGAUAUUGGUAUGCUUAGUUCUUCCUCAUCAUCAUCUGGUUGAAGCACCCGGGAGAUCCAGGCUGGUCCUUUUUAAUCAUACAAGUUCCUCUCUUAGGACCGCUUCUUUCUGAACUGUAUACGUCCGUGUGUGUGUGUGUGUGUAUUGUAGUAUUGUCACGAUACUGGAAUUCGGUACCAAUAAACACUGAGGUUUUAAAACCGUUCUUACAUUUGAACGCAUUCUUAAACUGUGCUGAAUUGCUCUUGUGUUCACGUGCUCAACAGAAAUGACUGUGAUUGGCUGUUAGGUUCACCAAACUCACCACUGUUUACUGAGUGUAACCACAGAUACAGGGACACUGGAGUCGUUUAAAGCCACGAUUCAUCAGCGAAUCGCUGGUAUGUCAGCUUAUAGACAAACUAGCUGAUCGACUGACUUUGUUUCUGAGUGUAGAUACUGGAGCUUUUUAGAGGGGAGUUUGGUGAACUGAUGACCUUCCCAGCCAAUCACAGUCAUUUCUGUUGAGCUUGUGAACACAAUGGCCAAUCAGCGCUGUUUAAGAACACGCUCAAAUGUUAGCGGGAAAUGGACGUUUUUAUAAUAUCAGUAUCGAUUGAUAUCGAAUUCAAGUGUUGUGUCAACCCUAGUGUGUGUGUGUGUGUGUGUGUGUGUGUGUGUGUGAGAGAGAAAUCUGUUUUAAAACACAUCUGCCGUUACGUUCGUGAGUUUAGAUUGUAAACUUAUUAUUAUUAUUUAGUUUUUCUCUCUAGCUAAGGUGGUUGACAUAUCUUUGCACUUAGAUUUUUAUGCUGACGUUUGAAAAAUCGAGCUCCUCGAGCACGUGGUCUGUCGGCAUCAUUUGUUUUUAUGUUUUUAUUACUCCUUCUGUGCUGUGUUUUUAUUUUUUAAUGAUUACUAAGAUGGCACUACUGCUCGCGUGUGUGUGUGUGUUUUUUUUUUUUCUGAAGCGUUGUGUAAUUCAGGGUGGGACAACAGUGUGUGCUGCGAAAAAAAUAAAUAAAAGAAGAAAAGUUGGAUCCAGCUUAUGUAUGUGAAAAUUAGCAAGACCUCCGAGUGUGAUGGCCGAUGUUCUCUGUAUUCAUAGGAGGAGGGACAAUAAAAUGGACGACGACACUAGA
This is a messenger RNA of Danio rerio (zebrafish), 3151 nucleotides long. Lineage: Eukaryota; Metazoa; Chordata; Actinopteri; Cypriniformes; Danionidae. The record is from RefSeq and is a predicted model, not a curated record.